This is a messenger RNA of Pocillopora verrucosa, 1038 nucleotides long. Its product is annotated as G-protein coupled receptor 83-like. Gene Ontology annotation, cellular component: plasma membrane. Lineage: Eukaryota; Metazoa; Cnidaria; Anthozoa; Scleractinia; Pocilloporidae. Gene Ontology annotation, biological process: G protein-coupled receptor signaling pathway; cellular response to hormone stimulus. The record is from RefSeq and is a predicted model, not a curated record. Gene Ontology annotation, molecular function: peptide binding; neuropeptide Y receptor activity.
AUGGUCGAAGCAGGGAGUAUUGUGCUUUGGUCUGCACUCCUAGUACUGAUCGUCGUUAAUAUUAUGGGAAAUUCUCUUGUCUGCUGGAUUAUAAGGAAAAAUCGAGAAAUGAGGACCCAUCUAAAUUACUUAAUCGUUAACCUAGCAGUAGCGGACAUGAUGUACGCGAUUUUUAUGGCACCAGUGUUCUUUGUCAAGUUUGCUGGUGUGCAUCCGGAUGGGAUAGUUGGCUUAGUUCUAUGCAAACUUGUGACAGGAGGAAAUUUGUCAUGGUUCGGAGCUGCUUCCUCGGUUGUCACACUGGUCGCCAUCGCCGUUGAACGACACAACGCUGUGUUGUAUCCCUUCAGCAACAGAGGAGCACUGAACACGUUUAAAUUGAAGGUGAUCAUUGCCAGUUCUUGGAUUUUCUCGACCUUUUUCAACAUCCCAUCGUUCCUGGCAGUCCGCCUUAAUGAGACUGCAAACGAAUGCGCAGAGCAUUUCCCAAGAGAGUGGAUGGCAAAAGCCAUGACCUGGUUGUGGUUUCUUUUGACGGCUCUUUUCACUGCGUUGAUGGCUUCUCUGUACUCUAGAGUUGUGUAUAACCUAUGGAUCAAGGGCAAUGAAAAAGAUCAGCUUACCCAGCAGCAAAUGAUUGUGAUGAGGGUGAGAAAGCGGGUCACUUCGAUGGUGGUUACUGUCAGUGCUCUAUUUAGCACAUGUUGGUGCGCAUCUGGUGCCAUUUACAUUGUGUCAUACACUAACUAUGCAUCCAUCGACUAUAACACCGACUAUUUGCCAAUUUCUUACAUAACCGUCAUGUUCAACUCCGCCGUCAACCCGUUUACUUACGCUCUGUUAAACAGACGAUUCAGGAGGAAAAUAAAGAUGAAGUUUUUUUCUGGAUGUUUCUCUUCAUCCACGGUCAAACCCAACGCCGGCAGAGAGUCAUGCAUCACCGAGACCACGACAACACAUUUUGGAGCCUUGAGUCACUUCGUGGUUGUCAAACAUGCUACCGUUGGCGACCAAACCGAUGACACGAGGCUGAACUAA